Molecule: messenger RNA, 3133 nt
Organism: Loxodonta africana (African savanna elephant)
Lineage: Eukaryota; Metazoa; Chordata; Mammalia; Proboscidea; Elephantidae
Gene: MFNG
Product: MFNG O-fucosylpeptide 3-beta-N-acetylglucosaminyltransferase
Exons: 8
Coding region: 379-1218 (279 amino acids)
Biological process (GO): regulation of Notch signaling pathway
Cellular component (GO): membrane
Molecular function (GO): O-fucosylpeptide 3-beta-N-acetylglucosaminyltransferase activity
Source: RefSeq, a predicted model, not a curated record
CUGUUCUUUAAGGCAUAUUUGAAAGAAGAGAGGAUUCGCAGAUGGAAGAAGAGAUGGGGGGGACAGCGACACCCGUGCUCGCCAUCCCAUCUGGGCUCCCUUUGGUUUGUCUCUCUCUGGGACUUUGGUCAAGGCCCUCAGUUUCUCCAUCUACACACAGUACUCGAGGGUCUUGGGCCUCUCUCAGCUCUGCCAUCGGGAGCGGGCCUGAGCUGGUUAACUCCCACACUGGCGCCCUCACAGGCUGGUUAAGGGCAGCAGUGGCAGACGUUUGUCUUCACCGACAGCCCAGAUGAAAGCAUCCAGGAAAGACUGGGACCCCAUCUUGUGGUUACCAACUGCUCCGCAGAACACAGCCACCCAGCCCUGUCCUGCAAGAUGGCUGCUGAAUUCGAUGCCUUCUUGGCCAGUGGGCUGAGGUGGUUCUGCCAUGUGGAUGAUGACAACUACGUGAACCCACGGGCGCUGCUGCAGCUGCUGGCCACCUUCUCACCAGCCCACAACGUCUACGUGGGCAGACCCAGCUUGAACCGGCCUAUCCAUGCCUCAGAGCCUCAGCCCCGCAACCGCACGAGGCUGGUACAGUUCUGGUUUGCCACUGGGGGCGCUGGCUUCUGCAUCAACCGCAAACUGGCUUUGAAGAUGGCCCCGUGGGCCAGUGGCCCCCGCUUUGUGGACACAUCCGCCCUCAUCCGGCUGCCCGAUGACUGCACUGUGGGCUAUAUUGUCGAGUGCAAGCUGGGCGGCCGCCUACAACCUAGCCCCCUCUUCCACUCCCACCUGGAGACCCUGCAGCUGCUCGGAGUGGCCCAGCUCCCAGAGCAGGUCACCCUCAGCUAUGGUGUCUUUGAGGGGAAACUCAAUGUCAUUAAGCUGCCGGGUCCCUUCUCUCCUGAGGAGGACCCCUCCAGAUACGCCCUGGUGUCCACAGCUGGUGGCCCGAUGACGCUGACCUGUUGGGCAAAGGUUGGGCUGAGGCCUCUGGUUGUCCUUCUGCCUCUGAAGGCAGCCCUGGGGGCCCCUGGAAAGUGCUCUGUGUUGGCUGUCACAGGAAGCCUCCAGGUGGUGGGCAGGCCCCGGAUCUGGAUGGUGGCUGGUGUUAGAGGCAUCCCAGGCCCCUGGGAAGUGGGUCGGGUGGCCCAGGGACAGGGUGGUCCAGGUGAGGGCCAGAGAAACCCCAGGGACUGGCCUUCCACCGGCCUUGGACAGCUGAACUAGACAAAGCUGAGGAGGGUAUUUGAGCUGGUAUGAAACUCAGGGGUCCUUAACCCUCAGAGAAUGAUGAGAGCCCCUAGGUGGGGCCUGGCACCAGCCCAGGCUCUGUUUUCUCAGGCAUUACCUUGGGGUUCAAACCUUGGGCCGCCUAGCCCUGGCGGCCCUGGCCAAAUCUCCAACCACUGAGGGACCCUGGGUGGAAUAAACGUAAAGUCCAGGAUCUGCAGCAGGUACUGUUGUUCCUACGCCCUGCUCACGGCCCCCAUCCCUGGCUAACAGAACCCAGUUUUGUCUGAAGCCUCAACAUGCCCAGGCCCAGAUGAUGGACCAUAAUGGUUCCCAGCCAAUCAUGAUGAUUGUUUUGCUCACUGUCCUAGCUUCCCUUGCUGUUAAGGGCUACCAUGUGACCCAGCUAUGGCCAGUAUGAACUAAGCAAAGUCAAGAGAGGCUUCUGGGAAAGGUUUUGCAGUCCCAUACCCCAUCUUAUUGAUGUGAAUGUGGAUACAAUGGCUGGAUCUGAGACAGUCACUUUGCCACCAUGAAGGAAAGGCCAAGAUAAGCAUCCACAGCUGCCCCCUCUAGCUUCUGAUUCUGUAAGAAAAUUAAACUUUUAUUUGUUUAAGCCUCUCUUGGUCAGGUUUUCUGUUAUAGGCAGCCAAAGUGCUCUUGACUGGGGCAGGGUCUUUGAUCUAUCUGUCGUGGUGGCUCUUUUACGGAAGAGUAUAUGAGACACUGUUGGUGUUGAUGCAGGCUCCGCAGUUAGACCGCCCUGCUCUACCCUCUCUGGCUCUAUGACCCUGGACAGGCCACUUGAUCUCUCUGGUCUGUUUUCCCAUUUUACAGACGAGAAAAAGGAUAUUUACCUCCCGGGUUGAUAUGUAGAUGAAAUGAUACAGGACACAGCACAGAGUCUGGGGAGGAGAAAGGAAGGGCUCAGUGAAUGGUGGCUGUGAUUUGUGUGUGUGUGUGUGUGUGUGUGUGUUACGGCAUGUCAGGGUGUGUGAGGGUGUACAUGGAUGUGUGGGUGGCGUGUACCCUUUUACACAUGUAUGUGCAUAAGGACAUGUGUGCAGCAUAUGUAUGCUCUUGUGCCCAAGUGUCACACAUGUGUGCAUGAGGUACACACGUUAGUGUGUGUGCGCGCCAUUAGGUGUUGGUGUGCUGGAAGUUGUUCUUCCUUUUCUCUGACCUCAGGGCCUGGGUUGGGGGCUCAGAGAAUCAGGGGAGGCAGAGUAGAGACUCAGAGCUGAGGGACUCAGCCUCAGGCAUAGAUAAAGCGGUGAUUUGAUGGCCAAAGUAGGUACUCAAUACCACAGGUGUCCUGAGAGUACUGGGGUCCACAGAGAUUGGGUGAGUGAAUGAAAGUGACUGGUGAAAUUUCAGGCAUGGUGGCACGUAAGUGGGGGAAGGUCAGAGAUAAGAAGUCUUUUCUUCCCAUCGUGCCCAGUCAUGUUGGGAGUUAGGGUCACGGUAGGACUCUGGGGUGGGGGAAGAGGGAGGAAAGAUCCUGAGCCAUGGGUCGGGGGACUCCGACCAGGCAGGUCAGAAUCGUCACCCAGGCUCCUUUGGACCAGAAGCCUUGUCAAAACAAGGACCCACUGAGCGCCAGAGCCUUAGCCCUGGUUUUCUGGGAAGAAGCUUGAGGCCCAGAGAGGGACGGCCAUGUGCUGUGGUCACACAGUGAGCCAGGUGCUGAGCAGGGCUGUUUGGGCUCUUCCGGAGCCUCCUUUCCUUCUGGGCUGACCUGAGGCUGGUUUUGUGGGAUGCAAGCUGAGUGGGGGCGGUCUGGGUCUGGCCGGCAGCCUGGCGGAGGACAGACGAAGUGGUGCUUCAUGGCUGCUGUCCUCCCCACCCGCAUGUGGAAGUUCUGCUUUUAGAAGGAGCAGCAGAUUUUCGGGUUGUUCCCAGAUCCUGAGGG